Molecule: messenger RNA, 1154 nt
Organism: Lontra canadensis (Northern American river otter)
Lineage: Eukaryota; Metazoa; Chordata; Mammalia; Carnivora; Mustelidae
Product: olfactory receptor 5B21
Exons: 1
Coding region: 19-969 (316 amino acids)
Biological process (GO): G protein-coupled receptor signaling pathway; sensory perception of smell
Cellular component (GO): membrane
Molecular function (GO): odorant binding; G protein-coupled receptor activity; olfactory receptor activity
Source: RefSeq, a predicted model, not a curated record
AAAUUCAAGUUGACCUCAAUGGAAAAUAGCACAGAAGCUACAGAGUUCAUCCUCUUGGGGUUAACAGAAGACCCUAAUCUGCAGGUCCCCCUCCUCCUGGUAUUUUUGUUCAUCUACCUCAUCACUCUGGUUGGGAAUGGGGGGAUGAUGGUGAUCAUCCACUCUGACCCCCACCUCCACACCCCGAUGUAUUUCUUCCUCGGUAACCUUUCCUUUGUAGACCUGGGUUACUCAUCAGCUGUAGCUCCUAAAACGGUGACUGCCCUGCAGUCAGGGAACAAAGUCAUCUCCUACAAUGGCUGUGCUGCCCAGUUCUUCUUCUUUGUGGGUUUUGCCACUGUCGAGUGCUACCUCCUGGCCUGCAUGGCCUAUGACCGCCAUGCAGCCAUAUGCCGGCCUCUUCAUUACAGCACCACCAUGACAGCAGGUGUGUGUGCCCUCCUGACUAUGGGCUCCUACGUCUGUGGCUUCCUCAAUGCUUCCAUUCACACAGCAAACACCUUUAGACUCUCGUUCUGUGCUUCUCAUGAGAUUAAUCAUUUUUUCUGUGACAUUCCUCCACUCUUGGCUCUCUCAUGUUCCAACACACGCAUCAGCAACUUGGCUGUCUUCUGUGUCGUGGGCUUCAAUGUCUUUUUCACCCUCCUGGUCAUCCUCAUCUCUUAUCUCUUCAUAUACAUUGCCAUUCAAAGGAUGCGUUCUGCUGAAGGACGGAAGAAAGCCUUCUCCACCUGUGCCUCCCACCUCACUGCUGUAACCAUCUUCUAUGGAACUAUCAUCUUCAUGUACCUACAGCCCAGCUCCAGCCAGUCCAUGGACACUGACAAAAUCGCUUCUGUGUUUUACUCGGUGGUGAUCCCCAUGCUGAACCCCUUGAUCUACAGCCUGAGGAACAAAGAAGUAAAAAAUGCUCUCUGGAAAGUACUCAACAAACUUAAUCCCCAGUCAGUAAGUAUGAGUAGGAAGUAGGCAGGUGAUGGAGGAAUAAACCUUCCCCCAGACCUCAACGCCAUCACGACUUCUGAGGUGUGGUUACUUUUGCUACUUGGAGAAUCACGAAAGCAGCACUUGGAAAUGUCUCACUCAGGGAGAUAAUCUUAUGUUUAGUGAAUAAUGACAUUGGAUAUUUAAAAACCUUCUUGCAGUAGUUUCUU